This is a messenger RNA of Larimichthys crocea (large yellow croaker), 1255 nucleotides long. It is a transcript of the gene pnp5a, whose product is annotated as purine nucleoside phosphorylase 5a. NCBI's taxonomy places the organism in Eukaryota, Metazoa, Chordata, Actinopteri, Sciaenidae. The transcript has 6 exons. The record is from RefSeq and is a predicted model, not a curated record. Gene Ontology annotation, biological process: nucleoside metabolic process. Gene Ontology annotation, molecular function: purine-nucleoside phosphorylase activity. Bases 244 to 1125 code for a protein of 293 amino acids. Gene Ontology annotation, cellular component: cytoplasm.
GACUGUGCCUUUUCUUCAGACAGAACUGAAGAUUUUGACAGGACUCCAAACCAGAAACAACAAAAAGAAGAAAUUUUUAAAAACCUUUUUUUAAAGUUUGUGUAUAAAUAUUUUACUUUUUUCAACAGCUGGGCUCUGAUUGUUUUUUUUUGGAAACUUUUUUCUUCCUGCACUAAAAAAGUGUCCAGUCUUCUUUUUUCUUAUUUCAUCAGAAACUUUUGUUUUCUUCUUAAAUCUUCCACAAUGUUUCCAGAGGCAAACAAAGGCUACACCUACGAGGACUGCAAGGCCACCGCUGAUUGGCUGAUGGCCCAGACAGAUGUCCGACCAACAGUGGGCAUCGUGUGCGGCUCAGGGCUCGGUGGGCUGGCUGACAUGUUAAAGGACCAGGUGGCCUUCAACUACAAAGACAUCCCCAACUUUCCACAAAGCACCGUGCAUGGACAUGCCGGUCGGCUCGUGUUCGGCACCUUAAAGGGGAGACCAUGUGUUUGCAUGCAGGGGCGUUUCCAUUUGUACGAGGGCUACCCAAUCCAGAAGAUCACACUGCCCAUACGCAUCUUCAAGCUGCUCGGAGUGGAGACGGUGAUGCUGACCAACGCUGCCGGAGGCCUCAAUCAGGACUUUAAAGUUGGAGACAUCAUGAUCCUUAAAGACCACCUGAACAUGCCGGGCUUCGCUGGAAACAAUCCACUGGCUGGACCCAACGAUGAGAGGUUCGGUGUGCGUUUCCCUUGCAUGUCCGACGCCUACGACAGAGAACUGCAGCAGCUGGCCAUGGACGUUGGACAGGAGCUUGGCUACGGGGACUUUCUGAAAGAGGGAGUCUACUGCGUGCUGGGCGGACCAUCGUUCGAGACCAUUGCUGAGUGCCGUAUGCUGCACAAACUGGGCGCUGAUGCUGUUGGCAUGAGCACAGUCUACGAGGUGAUCAUCGCCCGUCACUGCGGCAUGCGAGUAUUCGCCCUGUCGUUGAUCACCAACCAGGCGGUGAUGGACUACGACAGCGAGGAGAAGGCCAAUCACGAGGAAGUCCUCCAGACGGGCAAGCAGCGAGCAGAACAGCUGGAGCGGCUGGUUUCCACCAUGGUGACGAGGAUCGAGCACAACAACAACUACGCCUAAGAGGCGUAAUCAUGCUAAAGAAAAUCCCAUUUAUUAUUUAGGUGAGCAGUCGGGCUGUUUUUUAGUCUUUAGGUCAAAAGAUAAUAGCGUCAUAGUCCUCUAAAGAAUCUCACUUAGAUAUAAACAGAAA